UUCCGAAUGUGAGGAGGCCACCUUGUCCCCACUACUCCACAGUGUCAUGUGGACUGUCAACCAUACUUUUAAUUUUCAUAUUUCUUUAUUAAAUGCUAUUUGAAAUGAACCUGUUAGGAACCACCUUGGACUACAGAGCAGAAUGGAAUUGCUGGCCAGUUUCAGUGCAAAGCAGAGGGGCAGCCCCCAUCCACCGGACAGUCACGGCUUAGUGAAGCUGAGGUUGACUGACGGACUUUAAUGAGGAAGGAGGCGUCAGUUUCCAUGGUGUGAAACAACAAGACUUUGGCAGCCAAGACUCCUUGCCAGCCCUGAGCACCUCAGUUUCAAACAAGACAUUUUUUGUCAUGGAAUCGACGCGAAUGUCAGACAUGACAAAGCUCCAUCAAGCUGUGGCUGCAGGGGACUAUACUCUAGUGAGAAAGAUUUUGAAGAAAGGUCUCUGUGACCCAAACUACAAGGACGUGGACUGGAAUGACCGAACCCCACUUCACUGGGCUGCAAUCAAAGGGCAUAUGGAGGUGAUGAAGCUCCUCAUACAGUGCGGAGCCAGACCCUGCCUGGUAACUGCUGUGGGCUGGACCCCAGCUCACUUUGCAGCUGAGUCGGGCCAUCUGCAUGUGCUCAAAAUGCUCCAUGCAUUGCACGCCGCCAUCGACGCCCCCGACUUCUUUGGAGACACGCCGAAGAGGAUCGCACAGAUCUAUGGGCAGAAAGCCUGUGUCACAUUCCUGGAGAAGGCCGAGCCCGAGUGCCGGGACCACCGCCUCACCGCCAGCCAGAAGGGGCUGCCGUUGGAUCAGCGGGACCCGGACUGGGAUGCCAAGAAAAGGGAGAUGGAGCUGUCUCUUCCUUCCUCGAAUCAAAACACUAAUAAGAAAAAGCAUAAGAAAAGUCGAGGCCCCACCAAGCUCAGCAAUACCAAGGAGAGGAAAGUGUGAGAAGGCUGGGCCACAGAGGCUGGAACCUAUGUUUUCUGGUGGGAGACUUUCCCUAGUACCAGAGUAGAGCUUGUCAGGCGUGUGUUGUCUUUACCUGAUUUUACUCAUAGGCCCUUAUCCAGAUGGCUUCUACUGGUAGCUCAAGACCUAUCAUUCAAUCGGAAGUCUUGCCCUAAGGCUGUCCUUGCUAUUGUGUCCUCACUAAUACCUGCUGUCCACAGAAUUACCAGCGGGAGACAAGUGUCAACUGCUUGCAUUACCACUGAUUUGGACUCGUCAGCUUCUCCUGACCUCCACAUGCAAUUACAGAAUUCAAAAGAGUGCCUCCUAAGGGAAACUAGAUUGUUUAAAUGCAAAAAAAAAAAAAAAAUUAAAGAAUCACCAAAAUACUGUUUAGCCAAUCUAUGAAAAAAUUAUUUGUUGUCACAAAGGCUAAGCAAAGAGAUAAACAAAUGUAUGUCUCAGUUUCCAGCCAUUUUUGUUGCUGUUGUGGCAUAGGGGGCCACCACCUCAGCAUGGCCAUGUUACUCAUGAUCACCUCUACCCAGGAGGAGCGGUCCGGGCAAGAGACCAGCUCAAUGGGACCUCACUGGAAACUCUAUGGAAUCAAUGAGCGAGAGUAUAAAACACGGGAACAUGUGGUUACAGCUCUAUUUAUGGAAUUAUAUAUUUUAGGAAGUCUGAUACAAAUCAGGUAUUUUCAAUGAAACUAUU
Molecule: messenger RNA, 1655 nt
Organism: Myotis daubentonii (Daubenton's bat)
Lineage: Eukaryota; Metazoa; Chordata; Mammalia; Chiroptera; Vespertilionidae
Gene: ANKRD66
Product: ankyrin repeat domain 66
Molecular function (GO): protein binding
Source: RefSeq, a predicted model, not a curated record